Messenger RNA from Gymnodraco acuticeps, 818 nucleotides. RefSeq lists its product as uncharacterized. The transcript has 2 exons. The record is from RefSeq and is a predicted model, not a curated record. NCBI's taxonomy places the organism in Eukaryota, Metazoa, Chordata, Actinopteri, Perciformes, Bathydraconidae. Bases 165 to 818 code for a protein of 217 amino acids.
UGCCAGCCGCGAUUUUUCUGACUGGAAAUGCUUAUGGCCCAUUUUCUGAGAUAUGCCAGUGUCUGGGCCUGGAAUCACUCUCGACAAGACACUGCUAUAACAUCCAGAGAGUGUAUGUGCUGCCGGAAGUUACCAGUGUCUGGAACUUGCACAAUGAGGCAGUGAUGGCAGCAACUGGCGAUCAGGUUGUCACUGUGUCAGGCGAUGGGCGAUGUGACAGCCCUGGUCAUUGUGCUACGUUUGGAACGUACACCAUGCUUGAUAUCAACUCAAGGCUCAUCAUUGCCCAGCAGACAGUGAAGGUGACAGAGGUCAAAAAUAGCUACUGGUUGGAGCCUGUUGGACUUGAAAGAUGUAUUUCCAAACUACAGGAUCACAAUGUGACAAUUUCCAUACUAGCCACAGACUGCCACCCUGCAGUGCAGAAGAUGCUACGUGAGGACCACAAGACCAUCAAGCAUGAGUUUGACUUGUGGCACAUUGUGAAAGGUGUGAAGAAGCGGAUGCUGCAGAGCAGGAAUACCGAGCUGAAGGAGUGGGUGCGCAUGGUAUCCAACCAUCUUUGGUACUGUGUGUGUACAUGUGAUGGUGACGCGUUACUGCUGAAGGAGAAAUGGACGUUCAUCCUCCAUCAUAUCAUCAAUGUUCACGAGUGGCUGUCGGCAGAGAAGAUGCUGAAGUGUGAACACGAGCCUUAUUCUGAAGAGGAUGGGAGUUCCCGACCUUGGUUGGAGCGUUCAUCCAAGGCCUUUGGCACUCUACAGAAAGUGGUCAUGGACAAGAGACUGUUGAAAAAACUAGAUAAGGUAUUGUCUUAA